Oryza sativa Japonica Group (Japanese rice) is the source of this 2098-nucleotide messenger RNA. Its product is annotated as sphingosine kinase 2. The record is from RefSeq and is a predicted model, not a curated record. Gene Ontology annotation, biological process: phosphorylation; sphingosine biosynthetic process. Gene Ontology annotation, molecular function: lipid kinase activity. Gene Ontology annotation, cellular component: membrane; cytoplasm; intracellular membrane-bounded organelle. NCBI's taxonomy places the organism in Eukaryota, Viridiplantae, Streptophyta, Magnoliopsida, Poales, Poaceae.
AGCGUUGCAUAGACCCAUCCGUCGCUUCGCUUUCGUUCGAACGCGUUGGACCCAGCUCCCCGCCUAUAACGAGCCGAAGCCCUCCACAUCGAUCGCAUCCAUCAUCCUCAUCGUCGCGCGCACCACUCGCCCGGUCGCCCCAUCCCCACUCUGGCACUCCAGCGCCCAAAAACCUUCGCCUCCGCCUCCGCCAUGGGAGACCACCGCGCCACGGCCAAGGUCCGCGUGAACGGCGCGCCGGCAGAAGCGACGCUCUUCUGCACCGACCCGCCGGGUGCAGCUAAUGGCGGCGGCGGAGAUGGAGGGGAGCUCCGGUGGCGGUGCGCUGGUGGCGCCGCGGCGGAGCGCGUGCUGUCGCUGGACGCGGACGUGCUCGGGGUCGAGGCCAGGGGUAAGGAGGUGGUCGUGAAGGCCUUCGUGCUGCCGGCGGACGCGGCGGCCAGGUCGGUGUCCUGCGCCGCGGGUGCGGGGAAGGGAGGAGGAGGACGGAGGAGGCGCAGGAGGGAUUACGUGUUCGAGAUGGCCGCCGGCGAGGACGCCGCCGCGGCCUGGUGCGACAGGAUGAGGGGCUCCCUGGACUCUCUCGGCCGGCCUAAGAGAUUGUUCAUCCUGGUCAACCCCUUCGGCGGCAAAAAAUGCGGAAAGAAGAUUUACGAGGCAGAGAUCAAGCCCCUGUUCGAGGCCGCCGGUGUCAACGUCACAAUGCAAGGUUUCCGGAGCGGAAUGCACAGACCCGGUAUCAGGGGCACGCCCGGCAGGUGGCGUCUUCUCUUGACCUUGCGCGCUACGAUGGCAUUGUCUGUGUCAGCGGCGAUGGUGUCCUCGUGGAGGUUGACUUCUUUACUGAUAUACUCGUAUAUCCUUUUCGGGGAAUGCGUAAAAGGCUUGCGUAUGAUUGCGUUAAGAGAAAAGGAUAUACUUCUAUAUCUAUCGGGGAAAGUCCAGAUUUGCAAGAAAGGCUCGCAAAAAGUAGUAAAUGGAAUUCUACAACGAAUGGAUUGGGAGGAAGCGAUGAAGAUACCGAUUGGGGUGGUUCCAGCAGGUACAGGAAAUGGCAUGGCUAAAUCGCUGUUGCAUUCUGCCAGUAAGACAUACUCGGUUCCAAAUGCCGUAUUUGCCAUUAUCAGAGGUUACAGUCAGUCCUUGGAUGUAUGCACCAUUGUGCAGGGAAGGAAGAAAUUUUUCAGUGUCUUGAAUAUGACUUGGGGUUUGGUGGCUGAUAUAGAUAUUGAGUCUGAGAAGUACAGGUGGAUGGGAAGUGCACGCUUUGAUUUCUAUGCUUUGGUUCGCAUAAUGAACUUGAGAAAAUACUACGGAAGUAUUCAGUAUGUUCCUGCCCCCGGCUAUGAGGCAUAUGGAGAUGUCGUCAAGCAGGUUGAGAAUUGCACUGUAGAAUGCCAAGAACAGAUUGGGAAGUCUUUGUGUUCUUAUCAAGGUCCUUCCGUUGAGUUUCAAGGUUCAGAAUGGAGAUCCCUUGAUGGUCCAUUUGUGUCUAUUUGGAUCAACAACGUGCAAUGGGCUGCUGAGAGUAUCAUGGCAGCUCCUGGGGCCAAGUUCUCAGAUGGCUACAUGGAUGCAGUCAUAGUCAGGGACUGUCCAAAGGCUGAUCUUUUAGCCCUACUGAUGAAGAUGGGCGAUGGGAGUCAUGUAAAAUCACCAUACGUUACGUAUCUAAAGGUGAGAUGUCUUCGGUUAUCACCAGGCCAGCUUGUGGAGAAUCCAAAACGAGGUGGCAUAAUAGACGUGGACGGGGAGGCUAUCGCUAGAGGAGAAGGAACGUACGGCAAAAACCAGAAACAGGACGUGAUGGGUUAUGGCCCUUCCAUUCAGAUGACAGUGCACCGAGCGUUGGCCACAAUGUAUUGUCCCAAAUGACCCCUUUAUCUCCUCUCUCUCCCGAGAUUGGAGUAUUUAUUCGUGCCAAUUGUUUCGCUCUUUGUUAGAAAAACCUGGUAAUCUUGAGCAGUAUUCAUUAGAAAUAUCUUUUGAAAAAAAGAAAACGCUGAUACACCAUUACACCUUCGCAUGAAACAACAUAACUGGAUUAUUUUAACUGGAAAUAUGCAUAAAUCAUACAGCAGGCACACGAUUUGAGUCA